AUGCGCUCAUCACUCUCUCUGAGCCUUUCGCUUCUCGUCGGCCUGGUGUCGGCUACCAACUACAAUCUCGUCAAGGACUUCUCGGGCAACAACUUCUACAACCAGUUCGACUUCUUCACUGGCGCCGAUCCCACUCAGGGUUUCGUCAACUAUGUGUCGCACGACAACGCUGUCGAGUACGGUCUGAUCUGGAACAAGAGCAUCCCCACCUGGGGAGUUGACUCCUACACUCAUCUCAACGCUGAUGGUUCUUCCGGUGGCCGCACUUCUGUGCGCAUGACUAGCAAGGAUACUUUCACCCACGGUCUCUUCAUCGCCGACAUCCAGCACAUGCCUCAGAGCUCUUGUGGUGUCUGGCCUGCCUUCUGGACAUUUGGUCAGACCGGUAACUGGCCUCAGUCUGGUGAGAUCGACAUCAUCGAGUUUGCCAACCUCGCCGACCAGAACAAGGUUUCCGGCCACACCAUGCCUGGCUGCUCCAUCUCUGGCACCUCGCAGAGCGGCAGAAUUCAAGGCACUGAUUGCUCGUCUGCUGGUGAUGGUGCUGGUUGCGCCUUCCUCUCGCCCUCCACAUCUUCCGCUGGCUCCGGCUUCAACAGCAUCGGCGGCGGUGUCUACGCCAUGGAAUGGACUUCUCAGCACAUCAACGUCUGGUUCUUCCCUCGCAACAACAUUCCCUCGUCCAUCAAGUCCGGCAAGCCUAACGUCAGCAAGUUCGGCCAGCCCAUGGCCAACUUCCAAGGCUGCGACCUCGACAACUACUUCUACAACCACGCCAUUGUCUUCGACACCACUUUCUGUGGCACCUGGGCCGGCGAGACUUUCGCCAAUGACGGCUGCUCUGCAUCCUCGUGUGUUGAUUACGUCGCCACCAACCCUUCUGCAUUCAAGGAUGCGUACUGGGCUGUCAACUACCUCAGAGUGUACCAGCAGAGUGGUUCUUCAAAGGUCAAGCGCGACUUCCUCCGCCGCCAUGCCAGACAGACCCACCACAACCACGUUCUCGUUUGA
Aureobasidium namibiae CBS 147.97 is the source of this 1011-nucleotide messenger RNA. RefSeq names its product family 16 glycoside hydrolase. The transcript is spliced from 2 exons. The record is from RefSeq and is a predicted model, not a curated record. Gene Ontology annotation, biological process: glucan catabolic process. Bases 1 to 1011 code for a protein of 336 amino acids. Lineage: Eukaryota; Fungi; Ascomycota; Dothideomycetes; Dothideales; Saccotheciaceae. Gene Ontology annotation, molecular function: hydrolase activity, hydrolyzing O-glycosyl compounds.